This is a messenger RNA of Penicillium verhagenii, 1950 nucleotides long. Its product is annotated as putative dynactin Arp1 p62 subunit RO2. NCBI's taxonomy places the organism in Eukaryota, Fungi, Ascomycota, Eurotiomycetes, Eurotiales, Aspergillaceae. The transcript is spliced from 2 exons. The record is from RefSeq and is a predicted model, not a curated record. The coding region runs from base 1 to 1950 and encodes 649 amino acids. Gene Ontology annotation, cellular component: dynactin complex.
AUGUCGCGUCCAUUUCCAUACACCUACAUCUCGUGCCCUUGCGCCGAUACUCCAACCCCAGAUCCCGCCAGAAAGCGAAGGUCGAGGGAAUCACCACGGAAACAAACACCGGAACGAACAACAGAAUCCACGAAUGAAGAUAAGACAAACCCAAAGCAGGAGAGUGGCCAACAACAGGAGGAAGAUGAAGAUGAAGAACAAACAUUCGACCCUAGGUCUCUGCGUUCCAACUUCUCGCUGCACCCCCCUGAACAGCUUCUAUACUGCGAGGACUGUCACCAAAUCAAAUGCCCCCGCUGCAUAACGGAGGAAGUCGUGAGUUGGUAUUGUCCAAACUGUCUGUUUGAGACACCGAGUAGCAUGGUGAAAAGUGAUGGCAAUCGAUGUGGACGUAACUGCUUCAAUUGUCCCGUCUGUACAGCCCCGCUAGCUGUGAGCACCAUUGAAAACGUGACGGGCAAUGGAAGUCAACAAGGGCCAUGGGUACUGUCCUGCGGAUACUGCAUGUGGACGACGCUCGACAUCGGCAUCAAGUUCGACAAGCCCACCAACAUCCGCAGCCAACUACAAAAAAUGACCGACUCCACCGCAUCGCCAGCCUACGACGCCCGAUCACGACAAGGCUCCCGUGCAUUCGGCGACUUGAAAUCCCCCCUAUCAACCCUAAUCUCCGCCGAAGGGCAACCCAGCGCCGCGGGAAGCAACGACAACAACGGCACCGAGGAGACGCAAACCACAAAAGAAGACUCCAACGACCUUGCCCCCGCCAACACAGACGCGCGCUUCGCCGCCCUAAAAGCCUUCUACCGCACCCAGAUCUCCGAGACCUCAACCUCCCCCAGCGACCCGCUAGGCUCAGACUUCGGCUUCUCCUCGCCCGGCGCCCUAAACCGCCUCAUGUCCCUCUACGCCUCCUCAUCGCGCCUAAGCGGCCUGUACGGCGGCAACAAGAAAUCCAAAUCCAAGCCGCCCGUCAUGCGCGAGGCGCUGACCGCAAGCGAAGGCCUGCGCAUCACACCAGCCGGCGAAGAAGCAGCCGUGAUCGAGCGGCUCGCCUCCGCAGACGGCGGCUGGGAGGGCGUCGCAUCGCUCGAUCAGCGCGCGCAGCAAUCGCCCGACGUCCGCUUCGUCGACGAGCUCCUCCCGCUCCCGGUCCUGCUCCGCACCAAGCGCGCAAAGCGCUGCAAGUCCUGCAAGCAUAUCCUCGUCAAACCCGAGACCAAGCCGCAGUCCACGCGCUUCCGCAUCCGUCUCAUCGCCCUCAGUUACAUCCCGCUGCCUACGCUGCGGCCGCUGGCGCUGGCUGCGCCGUCGUCGUUUACUUCGACGACGGUCUCCUCGGCGCCGGACCUGGAUGCGCUUCCCCCGCUUAGGCCGGUGCAUGUUCUCCUCACGCUGAAGAACCAUAUGUUUGACCCUGUCCGCAUCACGCUCGCUACCCCGUCUGUAACGCCGGGCCGAGUCGCGAGUAGAGUCACGGUUCUCAGUCCGCAGUUUGAUAUUGGGGCGAAUAGCGAUGUUUGGGAUGAGGCGUUGCAGGGUGCGUCGGCUCCUAUCGCGGGUGAUGCGCGGUUUACGGGUUUACGUGCGUCUGAAAAGGUUCCUGAGGCUGGGAAGGUUUGGGAUAAGGGUCGGAAUUGGACGACGGUCGUGCUGGAGGUUAUUCCGGGGACUUUGCCGGGCUCUGAGGCGGAUACUACUAAUGCUGGGAACAAUGAUAACGGUAACAAUGAUGGAGAGGGGGGCCGGGAUGAGAAUGCGGUGAUACCUGCUUUGAAGGAGGAUGAGGAUGUGUUGGAAAUUCCGGUCUUCGUGCAUAUGGAAUGGGAUGCGGAGGCGCAGCUUGAGCAGCAGAAUGUUGGCAAGGCUUCUAAGCCUGAUGACCUUGUUGCGAGGGAAUUGGCUUACUGGAUGGUUUUGGGAGUUGGGAAGAUUCAGGCUGGGUUGUAG